AAAAAGUUCGUCCUCUUUGUUUUGCUGGUUUUUUUUUGUUGAAUCGCGAUUAAAAUUAGUACAUUGUCUGCAAAAAUAUUCUCCCAAGCCCCAUCAUUAAGUUAAUUGAAAAUGGUUAACCAAAGGAGUUUGUAUGUUCUUAAGAGAGAUGGCAGGAAACAAGACAUUCACUUUGACAAGAUAACAUUUCGAAUUAAAAAGUUGUGUUAUGGUCUCAAUCUUGAUUUUGUUGAUCCAGUGGAGGUGACUAUGAAAGUUAUAAGCGGAUUGUAUCCGGGUGUCACAACGGUUGAGUUGGACAACCUGGCUGCAGAAAUCUGUGCCACCCUCACUGCAAAACACCCCGACUAUGCUCUCCUUGCCGCCAGAAUUGCAAUGUCCAACCUUCACAAGGAGACAAAAAAGUCAUUCAGUGAUGUUAUGUCGGACCUCUACCACUACUACAAUCCUGUCACUGAGCGGAAUAGCCCGAUGAUCUCGAAGGAGACGUACGACGUCAUCAUGGCUAAUGCUGACCGACUCAACUCCUCCAUCAUCUAUGAUAGAGACUAUGGCUACACUUACUUUGGCUUCAAGACCCUAGAAAGAUCUUACCUGUUGAAAAUAAACAAGAAAGUGGCCGAACGUCCUCAACACAUGUUAAUGAGGGUCUCCAUUGGCAUCCAUGGAGAUGACAUCGAGUCAGCCAUUGAGACGUACAAUUUAUUAUCUGAAAAGUGGUUUACACAUGCUUCCCCCACCCUCUUCAACGCCGGCACCAACAGGCCUCAACUGUCUAGUUGUUUCUUGGUGGCCAUGAAGGAAGACAGCAUCGAGGGCAUCUACGACACCCUCAAGCAAUGCGCCCUCAUCUCCAAAAACGCGGGGGGUGUCGGGCUGUCCGUACACUGCAUCCGGGCUGCUGGGACGAUCAUUGCCGGGACAAAUGGUACAUCUAAUGGCCUAAUCCCCAUGCUUCGAGUCUACAACAACACUGCUAAGUAUGUCGAUCAAGGAGGAAAUAAGAGACCAGGUGCCUUUGCAAUUUACUUGGAGCCAUGGCAUGCUGACAUUUUUGAGUUUCUUGACUGCAGGAAAAAUACAGGCAAAGAGGAAUGUAGGGCUCGUGACCUCUUCUAUGCUCUCUGGGUUCCUGAUCUGUUUAUGGAGAGGGUGGAGCAGGAUGGUAACUGGACCCUGAUGUGCCCUCAUGAGUGUCCAGGGUUGUACCAGACCUGGGGGGAUGAGUUCAGGGCCCUUUAUGAAGAGUAUGAAAGAAAGGGCAAAGGUCGCAGGGUUGUCAAGGCACAAGCUCUCUGGUACGAAAUAAUCACUUCACAGGCUGAAACUGGCAACCCUUACAUGUUGUACAAGGACAGUUGUAACAGGAAGUCAAACCAGCAGAAUCUUGGUACGAUCACUUGUAGUAACCUCUGCACGGAGAUCAUUCAAUAUUGCGAUCCGAACGAGGUUGCAGUGUGCAACUUGGCAUCCAUAGCAUUGAACCAAUUUGUGAGGUCCGACCGUACAUUCGAUUUUGAGAAGUUGGAGUACGUCGUUGGUGUUGCAGUCAAGAAUUUGAACAAAAUAAUUGAAGUCAACUUCUACCCUGUUCCUGAAGCCAAAACGAGCAACAUGAGGCACCGACCGGUAGGAAUUGGAGUUCAGGGCUUGGCAGAUGCCUUCCUACUUAUGAGAUAUCCAUUUGAGAGUGCAGAGGCCCAACAAUUGAACAAGGACAUCUUUGAAACAAUUUAUUAUGCCGCCCUAAAAGCAAGCUGCUCAUUGGCUGAGAAGUUCGGUCCAUAUGAAACAUACGAAGGGUCUCCAGUCAGCAAAGGGAUCCUGCAGUUUGAUAUGUGGAAUGUCGUGCCAUCCGACAGACACAACUGGUCUUCACUUAGAGAAGACAUCAAAAGACACGGAGUUAGGAACAGCUUGCUUGUAGCUCCGAUGCCCACCGCUUCCACAGCUCAAAUUCUCGGAAAUUGCGAGAGUUUUGAGCCAUACACCAGCAAUAUUUAUACUAGAAGAGUCCUAUCUGGAGAGUUCCAGGUUGUCAACCACCAUCUUCUGAAGGAUCUCGUUGAGUUGAAUCUUUGGAAUGCCGACAUGAAGAACUUACUCCUUGCCAACAGUGGGUCUGUCCAGAACAUCAACUCUAUCCCUGACCACAUCAAGUCUUUGUACAAAACAGUCUGGGAAAUCUCACAAAAAACAAUAAUCAAGAUGGCUGCCGAUCGGGCUCCCUUCAUAGACCAGAGUCAGUCCCUGAAUAUCCACAUUGCGGAACCGAAUUAUGGAAAGCUGUCGAGCAUGCACUUCUACUGCUGGAGGAUGGGUCUGAAGACAGGCAUGUACUAUCUGAGGACACGACCCGCUGCAAACGCCAUUCAAUUCACAGUCGACAAAUCUAAACUAAGAAUACAAAAUGGCGUCGCAAACCAAAAUGGUGGUGUUACACAUGGCGUCUUGACCCAGAAAAGUGCCCCCUCACAAAACGGCCAAAACAGUCCGACAACAUCGAACGGAGGCAUCGAUGAAGUGUCAAAAAAGAUGGAGGCUAUGGUCUGCUCUCUCCAAAACAAAGAAGAAUGUAUGAUGUGUGGUAGUUAAGAAAGUUGGAGUCGUCUGUCUGUGUAUUUUUUUCCAAAGUCUGUUUUGCUUGUUGCGUUGACAUAAUUUGUGAUGAGAGAAAUUUUUUUUUAAACAUUGGUGUAAGAAUUCCUCAAGCUGUUUUUAAAUGAUUUUUUUUAAUUUUUUUUCUUCAUACAUAGAUUUUAUUUCUGGUUUUUAUUUGGUUUCAGUGAAUUCGUGGUUAUAGUUACCGUUAAGUUGUUACAUGACUAAGGAUUAAUAAAACUAUAAUGAAUGUAAUUUAUCAGUAUUUUAACAAUUAUAUUGCAAUUAAGUUUUCUUAAUAAAUUUUAUGGGCUAGUAUGUGAGUUCACAUUCAGC
Helobdella robusta is the source of this 2937-nucleotide messenger RNA. RefSeq lists its product as hypothetical. Gene Ontology annotation, molecular function: ATP binding; ribonucleoside-diphosphate reductase activity, thioredoxin disulfide as acceptor. Bases 112 to 2595 code for a protein of 827 amino acids. The transcript is spliced from 21 exons. Gene Ontology annotation, cellular component: ribonucleoside-diphosphate reductase complex. Gene Ontology annotation, biological process: DNA replication; deoxyribonucleotide biosynthetic process. The record is from RefSeq and is a predicted model, not a curated record. Lineage: Eukaryota; Metazoa; Annelida; Clitellata; Rhynchobdellida; Glossiphoniidae.